Molecule: messenger RNA, 1101 nt
Organism: Heterostelium album PN500
Lineage: Eukaryota; Evosea; Eumycetozoa; Acytosteliales; Acytosteliaceae
Gene: bub2
Product: RabGAP/TBC domain-containing protein
Exons: 6
Coding region: 1-1101 (366 amino acids)
Biological process (GO): activation of GTPase activity
Molecular function (GO): GTPase activator activity
Source: RefSeq, a predicted model, not a curated record
AUGAUUUCAACUGAAUGUUCAUCAAGAUUAUUCACACUUGAUCUACAAUUGAAAUUGAUCCUCAAUUCAAAUAGCUCAUUUUUAUUUUGUACAGGUUCACUGUCUCAAUCACAAUUGGCAGCAGCAGCAGCGGUUGGUGCAUCAUCAACUACCACCUCACCAAAUACCGCUCUAAGAAAGAAAUAUCUAGAUCUGAUAGAGUAUGGCAAUAAGCAUUAUGAAACAACAACACAGAAUCUCUAUCAACUACGAAAAACAAUCUUGUUGGAAGGCUUACCUCCCGAAACUGAAGAAGAAAUUGAAGAUAGAAGAAAAGAUAGUCCGAGAUGUAGUUUAAGAGGAUUGGUUUGGAAGAUACUUUUAGGUAUAAAAGAAUGCGAUGCAGAGAAAUAUAUCGAAUUACUCAAGUUGGGUUCAUCCGAUCAAUAUCAAAAGAUUAGAAAAGACAUCAGUAGAACAUUUAUGAAGGAUGCACUCUUUUGUCAAGCGGUAUCUCAAGACAAACUAUCGAGAUGUCUUAAUGCCUUUGUACAUAUGACUUCAGAGAUUAAAUCAAAUUUAAAUUAUGUUCAAGGAAUGAAUGCUAUAUGUGGUGCAUUCUUGUAUGUUUUACCAGAGUUGGAUGCAUUCUAUUGUUUUCAACAAUUGGUGUUACAUUACUGUCAUUUGUAUUUAGUACCAAAGAUUAGCGGGGUUCAUACAGCUCUUAAUAUUUUAGAUACUAUUUUAGAAUUUGUUGAUCCAGAACUUUAUGGAUAUUUAAAAACUAGAAGCUAUGAUCCUGUAUUAUUAACUCAUGCAAUUCUAAGUUUAGGUACAAGUACACCACCGCUCGGAGAACUUCUACACCUUUGGGAUUUCUAUUUUGCAUUUGGUAUUCACUUAAAUGUAAUAUGUACGAUUGCACAAUUGUUACUGAUGAGAGACACACUAUUGGCACACCCAUCUCCUUGCUCAUUGUUUAGAUCACUACCAGAGUUGGAUUCUGAAACAAUCAUCAACCUUUCCAUUCACAUUGUACGUCAACUACCAGACGAUCUCUAUGACCUUUUAGUUGACCAUCCCAUUGCAGACAUUAGUUCUCAAGACGAAUUUGUAUAA